UGCUGGACCAUUAGGCAUUUAUGAUGACAAUGACUAAUUCCCUCCGCUUUUCUUUGUCUAUUAACUUUGCAUAUCGUUUGUUUCUUGGAAUAUUUCUUGAUGUUAAUAUAAAGCAACUGAAUCAUGAGGCAGUGAUUUAGAUCGAGUAAAAUAAGCUACUUUCUGUACAGGCUUGGACUUUCGACAGUCGAUUGUCAAUUUUGAGUUUAACAGUCUGAGAAGAUUGACAUGUAUUUCUACCUUUUUUAUCCACUGAUUAAAAGGGGUGUCCCCCUUGUCAUUGAGAAUUUCUAUCUACUCCUAAAAUUCAAAAGGUUGUAAGAGAUUGCAUUUAAGGGCUGACAACAGUUUCUAUCUUUUUAUGAAUCUUUCUUUUUUUAAUAUAUAUAUAUAGAGAGAGAGAAAGAGAGAGUUAUUCUAGCAUCUCAGUUAGCCAUUAAAAAACAAACAAAAUUGUACUGCAUGAAGAAUCACUAGAGUAUCAAUGGACGGCACUCUCAUAUUUCUUCUAUGCUCUUCUUUGCUGCUGAUUUUAACAAUAUUCACUGCAGCUGACACCAUAACUACAACUCAAUCUGUUAGAGAUGGUGAUUACAUGGUUUCAGCUGGUGGAAGCUAUAGACUAGGAUUUUUUAGCCCAGACAAUUCCUUUAACCAAUACUUGGGUAUAUGGUACAACAAAGUAUCUGUCUUUACGGUAGUUUGGGUUGCCAAUAGAGAAAGUCCCCUCAGAAAUUCAUCCAGUGUUUUGAAGAUUACUAAUGAAGGAAUUCUGGUCCUUCUCAAUCAAAAUGGGAGCAUAAUUUGGUCUUCCAACUCAACAAGAUCAGCAAGGAAUCCGGUAGCGCAGCUUUUGGAUUCAGGAAACCUUAUAGUGAAAGAAGAGGGCGAUGACAAUAUGGAAAAUUUCUUGUGGCAGAGUUUUGACUAUCCAUGUGAUACAUUCCUACCAGGGAUGAAGAUUGGAAGAAAUAGAGUAACAGGCCUGGAUCGAUUCAUAUCAUCAUGGAAGACACCUCAUGAUCCUUCUCGAGGUAAUUUCACAUAUGGACUUGAUCCUAGUGGUUAUCCUGAGAUCAUUGUGAAAGAGGAUUCAAUUUUACGGUUUCGGAUUGGACCAUGGAAUGGUCUUCGUUUUACCGGGACACCUCAACUAAAUCCAAACCCUGUCUUUGAAUAUGGUUUUGUUCUCAAUGAGAAGGAGAUGUACUACACUUAUCACCUUCUUAACAGCUCUCUUCUUUCAAGAGUGGUAAUAAAUCAGGAUGGGAUCGUCCAGCGCUUCACCUGGAUUGAUCGGACACAGGUUUGGGAACUUUAUCUUACUGCACAAACUGAUAACUGUGACCGUUAUGCUUGGUGCGGUGCAUAUGGUAGUUGUAGCAUUAACAACUCUCCAGUGUGUAGUUGCUUGAGAGGAUUUGUACCAAAAGUUCCAAAAGAAUGGGAUCUGGUAGAUUGGUCAAGUGGUUGUGUGAGAAAGACUCCAUUAAAUUGCUCCACAGAUGGGUUCCGAAAGUACUCUUCCUUGAAGUUGCCAGAAACUAAAAUAUCCUGGUUUGACACGAGCAUGAAUCUUGAAGACUGCAAGAUUACGUGCAUGAAGAACUGCUCCUGUACAGCUUAUGCUACUUUGGACAUUAGCGACGGUGGAAGUGGGUGCUUGCUUUGGUCUGCUGAACUGGUUGAUAUAAGAGAAUUCAGUAAAAAUGGCCAAGAGAUUUAUAUAAGGAUGGCUGCAUCAGAAAUAGGGGACGAUGAUGAUGUGAAGAGUCAGGUUAAGUCCAAUGUCAAGAAACAAACAAUGAUUAUUUUAAGCUGUGUGUUAUCCUCAGCAAUGCUAUUCCUUGGACUAGCUUUGGUCAUUUAUGUUUGGAAAAAGCAGCAGCAGAAAGACAGUAAUCUGGAAAAUAGUGCAAGUACUAAGAACAAGAAGGAAGAUAUGGAGUUGCCUUUGUUUGAUUUGGGAACCAUUUCCUGCGCGACCGAUAACUUCUCUGCUACCAAUAAGCUUGGAGAGGGAGGUUUUGGACCUGUUUACAAGGGAAGGUUGAAAGAUGGACGAGAAGUAGCUGUAAAGAGGCUCUCUGAAAAUUCAAAACAAGGACUUGAUGAGUUUAAGAAUGAAGUCAUGCAUAUUGCUAAACUUCAGCAUCGGAAUCUUGUGAAGCUUCUAGGAUGCUGCAUCGAGUCCGAUGAAAAGAUAUUGAUCUACGAGUUUAUGCCUAACAAAAGCUUGGACUUCUUUAUUUUUGAUCAAACACAGAGCUUGUUUCUAGAUUGGCCUAAGCGUUACAACAUUAUCAAGGGGAUUGCACGUGGAAUCCUUUAUCUCCAUCAAGAUUCACGGCUAAGAAUAAUUCAUAGAGAUCUAAAAGCUAGCAACAUUUUAUUAGAUUAUGAAAUGAAUCCUAAAAUUUCAGACUUUGGCCUUGCAAGAAGCUUUGGAGGAAAUGAAACUGAAGCAAAUACGAAUAAGGUGGUGGGAACAUACGGUUACAUGUCACCAGAGUAUGCAAUUGAUGGCCUCUACUCAGCAAAAUCCGAUGUGUUCAGCUUUGGAGUUAUAGUGCUAGAGAUAGUGAGUGGGAAAAGGAACAGGGGAUUCUGUCAUCCAGAACACCAUCUUAACCUUCUUGGACACGCAUGGAGACUAUACAUGGAGGGUAGGUCCAUUGAAAUGAUUGAUGCGUCAGUGAGAAGUUCAUGCAACUUAUCUGAAGUGCUAAGGUCAGUUCAUGUUGGUUUACUUUGUGUGCAACGAAGGCUAGAAGAUAGGCCGAGCAUGUCAGCUGUGGUUUUUAUGUUGGGCGGUGAAGGUGCAUUGCCUGAGGCUAAGCAGCCAGGAUUCUUCACAGAAAGAGAUCUCAUCGAAGUGAAUUCCUCCUCAAACAAGCACAGCUCCUCUUCUGCAAAUGGGCUGACUAUAACACUACUACAGGCACGAUAAAUCGUAUAUAAUGUACAAUAAACUUUUAAAAGAUUUAUUCCAAUUAGACUGCACUAUUAUAA
Molecule: messenger RNA, 3012 nt
Organism: Hevea brasiliensis (rubber tree)
Lineage: Eukaryota; Viridiplantae; Streptophyta; Magnoliopsida; Malpighiales; Euphorbiaceae
Product: G-type lectin S-receptor-like serine/threonine-protein kinase At4g27290
Exons: 7
Coding region: 485-2950 (821 amino acids)
Biological process (GO): recognition of pollen; protein phosphorylation
Molecular function (GO): ATP binding; protein serine/threonine kinase activity
Source: RefSeq, a predicted model, not a curated record